Molecule: messenger RNA, 840 nt
Organism: Cladophialophora bantiana CBS 173.52
Lineage: Eukaryota; Fungi; Ascomycota; Eurotiomycetes; Chaetothyriales; Herpotrichiellaceae
Exons: 3
Coding region: 1-840 (279 amino acids)
Biological process (GO): nucleoside metabolic process
Molecular function (GO): catalytic activity
Source: RefSeq, a predicted model, not a curated record
AUGCGUCCCAUGCCUAGUGCACAGCGUGAGUACGUGGAUCUAGAGAUCCUACGCAGCAACCUGUGGGGUAGCGGAUUCUCGGUUGCGGCACCGGAUCAGGGGCAAGGCUUGACCAGCAAAUCCGGGGCCGUUUCGGAGCCAGGCCGUGAUGACUUUGAGAUCGCCAUUAUCUGUGCCUUGACCAUUGAGCACAAUGCUGUGGAAAUACUGUUGGAAGAAGAGUACGAUACCAACGGUUUUUCAUACGGGAAAGCGCCCGGAAAUUCGAAUGCAUAUACCACAGGCCGUCUAGGUGGUCAGCAUGUGGUCCCGGCUUAUAUGCCGGGUAUGGGGGUGGCUAGCUCCGCUGCAGUGGCCGCCCAUCUUCGCACGAGCUUUGAAAGAAUCAAAUUCGCCAUCAUUGUGGGCAUCUGCAGUGGCGACAUCAUUGUUGGUAUGUCGGUGAUUCAGAUUGACAUUGACCAGCAAUAUUCGGACAAAUUCAUCGGAAGGAAAGAACUCGAAGAUACUCUCAGGCCGGCGAAUCUAGAAAUCCGAGCGUAUGUCAGGAAGACCUUGGGCUAUCUCGCUCAAAAGAGAAUUGGGGAUAAGAUUGGCAUCUUCCACACUCAGAUCUGUGCAACCGACGCAUUUACGAGCUCCGUCUAUCCCCGACCAGAGAAUAAAAACCUGUAUCCCGCUGACUAUUGGCACAAACACCGAAUAGAAUCCUGCGAUGCUUACCGCCAUUGUGACGCACAGGGUGAUGAAGUUUGCAAGGAAGCCCUCCAGAUCCCCUGUAUAGCUCUCGCUUAUAACAGUAACUCUAUUAAAAGCCGCGCUCGCGUUCAACAGGCAUAG